AUGAAUGGGAGGCAUGGGUUUGCGGUGGCGAGGCCUUGUCACGCGCCGGGUUCUGACUGGACUCUGUCGGAGUUGGACGCUCUGUUGCUGAUCGGUACGGUGGGUCACACCCUCAGUUUGGCUUCCAGCAGCUUCAUAGAGGAGGAACACCAGACCUGGUACUUCCUGCUCAACACGCUGUGCCUGGCCGUCUUCCAGGACGUCUGCAGGAAGUACUUCAGGGAACAGCGAUGUCGGGAUGAGGAAGAGGACGAGGGGCCUUUGCUUCCUUCCGGUGCCGAGGAAGGGCCGUCAUUCUCCCCGGCGGCAGAGCUGGGGAUGAGUCUCGGCUCGGAGAAGUGGCUGGCCCUGGCAACCCCGCUGCUGACCUUGACCUGCUGUCGCCUGCUGAGGUCACUGAACCAGACCGGAGUGCAGUGGGCACACCUGCCAGACUUUGGACACUGGCUCAACAGUGGGGAUCAUAAGGUGUUCCUCUCCGUGUUGGCAGCGGUGUCUCUGGUUCUGAUCUUCCUCCUGGUUCAGCGUCACUGCUCGCUGGUGUCUAAGAUCGCUCUGGCUCUCGGCCUGCUCGGAGUUUACAGCUAUCGCGCCGCCGUCGGAAACGUCCUGUUCCCAUGGCAACACAGCAGCCGUGCCGUCUCCAAAGGAACCGUCGGCGCGAUUCGUCUCACGUUUGCGUCCUCGGCAUCUUGUUCACCGGCGUGA
Puntigrus tetrazona (Sumatra barb) is the source of this 708-nucleotide messenger RNA. Its product is annotated as GPI ethanolamine phosphate transferase 2-like. Gene Ontology annotation, biological process: GPI anchor biosynthetic process. Gene Ontology annotation, cellular component: endoplasmic reticulum membrane. The record is from RefSeq and is a predicted model, not a curated record. The transcript is spliced from 4 exons. Bases 1 to 708 code for a protein of 235 amino acids. Lineage: Eukaryota; Metazoa; Chordata; Actinopteri; Cypriniformes; Cyprinidae.